UUUUAAUUUAUAGAAAAAGACUUUUUAUUAACCAAAACAAAAAUGAAAACAACAACGUGUUUAAUUGUGUUAGCGGCUGUUUUCGGUGCUGCACUUUCCCAAGAAAACUUCAAAUGUCCAGAUGAUUUUGGAUUCUACCCACAUCAAACUUCUUGCGACAAAUAUUGGAAAUGUGACAACAGUGAAGCUGAACUCAAAACUUGUGGAAAUGGAUUAGCUUUUGAUGCAUCAGACUCAAAAUACCUUACCGAAAACUGUGACUACUUACACAAUGUAGACUGUGGAGACAGAACACAACUUGAACCAGCAAUUUCAACACCACAUUGUUCCCGUUUAUACGGUAUCUUCCCUGAUGACAAGAAAUGUGAUACUUUCUGGAAUUGUUGGAAUGGUGAAGCUUCAAGAUACCAAUGUUCACCUGGUCUCGCUUAUGACAGAGAAGCACGUGUAUGUAUGUGGGCCGAUCAAGUACCAGAAUGUAAAAAUGAAGAAGUUGCUGGAGGUUUUGCUUGCCCAGCUGCUGGUGAAAUCAGCAAUGCAGGUUCAUUCUCAAGACACGCUCACCCAGAAGAUUGCCGCAAAUACUACAUCUGUUUAGAAGGAGUUGCUCGGGAAUAUGGUUGCCCAAUUGGAACAGUAUUCAAAAUUGGAGACAGUGAAGGUAGCGGAAACUGUGAAGACCCAGAAGAUGUUCCCGGAUGCGAGGAUUACUAUAAGGAUGUGGACCUAAAAGCAUUGAAAAAAUUGGGAUACUAAGAUAAUGAUUAAACAGAGAGUAAAUGAAGAAACAACAAAACACUUCAGGAAUGACUAUUUCGAAACAUGUUGAAAAGACUUUCAAAACAAUUGUGAUUAACAAAUUGUUGUUAGCCGUAAAAAGAUAAUAUUGUUAUCAAUUUUUUUUAAAUUUACCAUUGCAUCAUCAUAAAUAGCCUACAAAAGAUUAAAAUCAUUCUCGUUGCCAAA
Molecule: messenger RNA, 966 nt
Organism: Chrysoperla carnea
Lineage: Eukaryota; Metazoa; Arthropoda; Insecta; Neuroptera; Chrysopidae
Gene: Gasp
Product: protein obstructor-E
Exons: 4
Coding region: 43-756 (237 amino acids)
Cellular component (GO): extracellular region
Molecular function (GO): chitin binding
Source: RefSeq, a predicted model, not a curated record